Molecule: messenger RNA, 888 nt
Organism: Trachymyrmex septentrionalis
Lineage: Eukaryota; Metazoa; Arthropoda; Insecta; Hymenoptera; Formicidae
Exons: 2
Coding region: 283-474 (63 amino acids)
Source: RefSeq, a predicted model, not a curated record
UCUCUCUCUCCCUCCUUCUUUCUCUUUCUCCGUGGGCUGACUCACUCUCUCGAUCAGGUAAACGUAAACCUGCGUUGGUUGCCACUUCAUGUCCGAUUCCUGAAUCAGUCGCACAGGCACCAGCGAGUCGAGCGCUCCUCGUGUUGUUCUCUCGAUCGGGCCCCACGAUUGUCACGAUCCGUCGUUGAUCCUUCAAUACGUAGUCCAGAAAUUACGCGGACCACGGCUGGAUUUUAAUCGUUCAGAGCGUUUCAUCAGGCAUUUAGCAGGGGAGAGGGAGCCAUGGAGUCGUGGCUGAGCGACGUUCAACGUGUGCGGAUCCCGCGGCCCAAAUUCGGCAGCGGCAAUUCCGUGCGGCGGUCGAACUCGGCGGUGCAGCAUUCGACGCGCUCGGAGAUGCACUCCCAUCGACAGGGUCAGGACGUGGCCAAGGCCACGGAGGAGCUGCGCCAGGCGCUCCAGGACAAGCUCUGAUCGACCUCGCGGGGCCGUCGUAAGGUUCCGGCGAGGGCGCGGGAAACUUACUUCACGUACCUUCCUCGCCAUCCUCGUACCUGCCUGCCAUGAAGAGAGCCUGCUCGACGACGAGUGAUCUCGAAUCGUUGAAUUUCCUGUCGCCGUAUCGAGCGUUUUUAAAGUUUCCGAAUUUUAAGAUAUUUCUUUAAUGUUAUAUUUUUAGAUAAUUACUGUACGUCUAGAAUAUAUGAGUGUUAAGUUGUUUAAAAGCAAUUAAUAGAUUAUACUAUAUACUGAAAGUGAUGACAGAAAUGCGAGGAUCUAUAAGUUUGGAAAUUUAGAUUUCUUUAGAGAAAAAUGUUUUGUUCGAGCUAAAUUUGAGGAUCAAAUCAAUUGAAAUAAUUACAUUAAAUUUGGAUUAAAAUACCUUUA